This is a messenger RNA of Phymastichus coffea, 1818 nucleotides long. RefSeq names its product tyrosine-protein kinase Btk29A-like. Gene Ontology annotation, biological process: intracellular signal transduction. The record is from RefSeq and is a predicted model, not a curated record. The annotation marks the transcript as partial. The transcript is spliced from 3 exons. NCBI's taxonomy places the organism in Eukaryota, Metazoa, Arthropoda, Insecta, Hymenoptera, Eulophidae.
UUAAAACUAAAUGCGCCUGCUUUGGUGGGCCGGGGUGUUUUCUUUUGCGAUGUCUGUUGCAGAGGCGCAAGGAGCGCGGCCGGAUCGCCGUGGAGAGCGUUCACGUGGUGGAGCAAGCGACGCUGGGGAGUGGCGGCCUCGAGGUGGCCGGCAGCGACUCCAGCGGGGGCAAUGGCGGGGGCGGUGGCGGUGUACCCCCCGGACUACCCUUCCAAGUUGGUUAUCGAGAAGCUGGCCAGGAAUACACGCUCUAUCUUGUCGCCGCUAGAGAGCAGGAUCGUGCCGACUGGAUUCGUGCUAUACGCGCUGUGUGCAGCGAAAAUCCAGGUCUAAGCGGACGUUAUCACACGGGCUUUUGGAGUGGCAAGCGGUGGUCCUGCUGCCGCAUGUCGAGUCGCUCGGCCGAAGGCUGUGACACCUGCAGCUCCUGGUCCACAAGUAGCAAGCCAUCGAGUGUCGCCAGCAUCACCUCCGCGUCUAAUACCACCGCUGUCACCACUACCACCACCACAACCACCACCUGCUCCGAGGCUAACAACAAUCCUAUCGUACAGGCGCGCUCUAAUAACGGUGAGUUUACCAAAAUCACGCCACGGGGCUCCCUUUGAUCGUGUUUCAUUAACGUAAGUAUACGAGUAAUUUCCGGCACACGUGCGUGCAUCCUCGCAUUAAAAUCGCGUCAAUCAGAACGGAGUAGCUCGUACGCACGCGUAUUUAUAAAGACUUGGAAGCGUUUCAAUUAUUUAAAUUGUUUCCAACGGUACUAGCUCCGCUGCGCAGAGGGCUCGGCGCGCAGCUGCCAGUUGGAUUUAAUUAACGUAGCAAAACUUUUUUAAUGGAACAACUUUGAUUCCUUAAUUCUUCCCAAUGUAUCUUUCGUUCUUUCGCCAACGCUGCGCGCUGCCGUUUCAAUCAGCACCCACCGCUGCCGCCGCUGCAAGUCUUUCAACAAUAGCGCGAAAGCCACCACGACUACUCAGCAAAACGUCCACGCAGCAGAGACGGCGAAAGCGAACGAUUAACAAAUAAUGCAUCACGCACAUCGAGCUAAUAAUAACAUCGCGGCAGUCCGUAAAAACGAAGAUGGAAUCCUCUUGGAAGUGAACGAUGAAUAUAAUAGAAUGGUCGGGCCGAAGAGACACGCAAUCGAUGAAGUUAAAUCCGAAUGCAAUAAAUUGACCGCUGUUUCGCCAAUCACGGCAAGCAGGAGCAGCGACAGCGGCAGCAGCUCGCUGUAAUACCAAGCGAGUAAAACCUGCAACGGCAGCGCAGCACGCGCGAUAGCGUCACGGGCGCAGACAGAGCGAGAGAGAAUCGGCGGUGGUGGCGGCGUUCUCUUAUUUAAUAUAUGGUGGCGUUGCAGGAACGGAGAGGGGCCCGCCGUGCUGUGUGCCUCGCUCGCGAGGCGAGGGGCCUCGGCUCAACGCCGAGGGAAAGGCCGAGCCAGCAACAGUCUAGUCUCAAAGACUGAAGCAAGCGCGAGAUACGCCGAGAAAGUUAUCGUCGUCGAGGCGUCCUCGUCGUAUACGAGGUUGCGAAACUUGUACCGUUACGAUGUCUCCUCCGACUGGUGUUGCGUGUAAAAUCUAUUAUCGUGUGUUGUGACGACGGAUAUGUAUUUUUUUCUAUUAUUCUUUUUGAACCUGUGGGUGGAAUGUGUUUGUGUGUGCGCGCGUCGUGCUCUCUUUCAAACGGACAGAAAGAAAGCGAGGUUAGGUGUGUCGAGCGAGCGAUGAAAUGAGCCCGUGACAGCCGAGCAAAAAGAAGAGGAGCAAGUGCCUUUCACGCGCUCGGCAGUGGUGAGGUCGGCUAACGUGC